UGCUUUACGGCUAACCCGUAAAGCGGGCGUGCAGAGCUUUCGGCUUCUGGUUCGCUGCACGUGUGGCGCUGUCUGUGGUUCGUUCUGUAAUCUCUCUCCUUGGCGCGGUCGUGCCUCAGUGAAGACCGGCGUGGCAGCUUCGGCCACGGCUCGCGAGCUGAUGGAAGUCGCAGGCGAGAAGGAAGGGACUCCGGGAGGAGAUCCCCAGAGGGUAGCUGCGGGGGCGCGGCCGAGGCCUGCGGCGGCCGGUGGGGACGGGGCCGGGGACUUAGCUGGGAGCCCCGAAGCAGGCGAUGGACAGGAGAGGAACGGACGGACGGGAAUUAAGACCACAGAGGAAGCGGGGGCGCUAACGAUGGACUUAGUUGUGGUGAAGCAGGAGGUAGUGGACUGGUCGGAUCUGGACGGUGCUGCUUCGGACAGCCACUGGGUGAAGCAGGAGGCGGAGGGCGGGCCGGAGGUGAAGGAUGAGAAAGGCGCGUUGGAGGUGAAGCAGGAGGUGGUGAAAGAAGAGGAGAUGGAGGAGCCAGAAGUAAAGGAAGAGAAGGUGAAGGUGAAGGAGGAGGUGACGGACUGGGAAGAGGUGAAGGAGGAGGACUUGGGCGUAAAACAGGAGUUGUUUGUUGGCCAGAACGUAAAGGAGGAGCAGGGGAUGGAUGGCGUGCCCGUGAAGGAGGAGGACUGCCUCAAGAGAGAAGCCACGGAAGACUCGGAGGUGAAGGAAGAGCCUCAGAUGAACCCCCGAGUGGGCUGCAAGAGGAAAUUGGCGAUGUCAAGGUGUGAGACUUGUGGGACAGAAGAAGCGAAGUACAGAUGUCCACGCUGCAUGCGCUACUCCUGCAGUUUGCCCUGUGUGAAGAAACACAAGGCCGAGCUGACCUGUAAUGGGGUCCGGGAUAAGACUGCGUAUGUUUCGCUGCAGCAGUUUACUGAGAUGAAUCUCCUGAGUGACUAUCGAUUUCUGGAAGACGUGGCAAGAACAGCAGACCAGGUUUCAAGAGAUACUUUCUUGAAAAGACCAAAGCGGAAAAAAUAUCUGUUGUUUAUGAAGAAUCGUGCCCGAAAGCAAGGUAUUUACUUGAGGCUUCUACCCAAUGGAUUUAGCAAGAGGAAAGAGAAUUCAACAAUGUUUGACCAUAGGAAACAGCAGUUUUGUUGGCAUGUACAGCUCCAGUUUCCUCAGAGUCAAGCAGAGUAUACAGAAAGAAGAGUACCAGAUGAUAAAACCAUUAAUGAAAUUCUAAAACCUUACAUUGAUCCUGAAAAGUCUGAUCCUGUGAUUCGUCAGAGAUUGAAAGCCUACACACAGUCACAGACUGGAGUCCAAAUUUUAAUGCGGGUUGAAAAUAUGCAGCAAAAUAUGAUAAGGUAUUAUGAGCUUGAUCCUUACAAAAGUCUUUUAGACAACCUGAGGAACAAAGUAAUCAUUGAAUACCCGACCUUGCACGUGGUGUUGAGAGGCUCUGGGGAUGGCAUGCAGCUUCUGCACCAAGUGAAAAGUGAAUCUGCCCAGAAGCUUGGCAGUGGAAAUUAAGCACUGUGGAAGAAGGUGGAAGUCCCCGAGGGCUGAGAAGAUUGAGUUUCUGGACUGCUGGGUGACUGCAUCUGUCAAUGGGUGGAGUUUGUUUGUCUAAAAAGUAAUUAAACAGCAUAGUUUUUCAGGGGGAGAAAGUGCAUUUUAUUGCCUUUUGAAUUAAGUGAUUUAUAAAAGCUUUUCUUCCACAGCAUGGGCUCCUUGUGCACCUGACUAGUGUAGUCCUCACUAGACAUUUAGCUUGCUUCUUUCUAUAAGCUGAAAACUUGUUUUAUUUGUUAGGUUGUCACAAGACCAAACCCAAGGAUCACCAGUGUCAACCACAAAGCUGGCAUUCUCUAUGGUCUCAGCUUUCUGAAGAGAAUCUCACAGCAAAGCAUCUAGCCAGGGAGAAAGAAGCAGCUCUCGAGAAGUUGGCUGUCCUCCUGUUUGGGUUUAUGUGAUAGAGGAAGGGUUCAUAGGGAACCAACCGUGUUGUUGCCAGGACCACUGGAAAGAUGGUGAAGCUCUAUUUCCCAGGAUUCAGUUUGAUCCAAAAGUGAAGUUUGUAUCGCUGAAGCAGGCAGGAAGGACAGGUGGAAGAAUUGAACUGAAUUGUCUGCAGUUGUGGGGAAGAGGGAUAUAGAAAGAAUAUAUGAUCUGAGUGUUGGGGAGAGGACUCUCCUCAGUGAAAUCUAGUGCUUUCCUCUUAAGUUGAAGAAAAGCGGUGAGCUUUAUAAAACUGAACAUCAAAGAAAAAAUUUAUUCUGUGCUUUCCUCUGCUUCUCAGGAGGGGAGGGGGGCAGAGUUCACCUAAAUACAGCUGCAGCUCACUUGGCUGACAUGCAUAUUUAUUCCCAAGCAAUAUAUAAUGAACAUGUGUUGUCUUAGUUAGGGCUUUAUGCUGUGAACAGACACCAUGACCAAUGCGACUCUUAAAAAGAACGUUUAAUUGGGACUGGCUUAUGGAGCAGAGGUUCAGUCAGUUAUCAUGAAGGCAGGGUCAUGGAAGUGUCCAGGCAGGCAUGAUGCAGGAGAAGCUGAGAGUUCUACAUCUUCAUCUGAAGGCUACUAGCAGAAUACUAGUUUCUGGCCAGCAAGGAUGAGGGUCUUAAAGCCCACACCCUGAACUGAGCAUACACAAACCAUCACAGGUGUCAUAAUGAAAAAUCAUGUUAUACUUAAAGGGGGUGAGGUCAGAAUGGUUUGCUGAGAGCCCAAGAAGGUAAUAGUAUUAAAGCUCACACUUAGAUUCUGACAAAUUCUGGAGUACACAGACUGAGACAACGACAAGUUUGUCAUUCUGUGGUCUGUCCGUGGAUUACCAUGUGAGAGGGGAGAAGCUGCACCUGACCUCUUAUUUUUAAACAAUGAUUUCAAAGACAAAAUAUAUCUUUUCAUAAUUGUUAAUUAUCACAUAGGAUUAAUAUAGAUCACAACAUAUAAAAUUUACAAGUCCAAUAUCCUAAAUUUGAACCUCAGAACCCACAUUUACAGAAGAAGCAACAGCUGUCAGGCAUGUAAUACCAGUGACAGAUACUGACAGACUCGUGGAGUUGCCUGGCCAGCCAGCCUAGUCUGGCUUACUCUGUGACUUAAAGGUCAGUGAGAAACAUCUCAAAGUCAAGGUGGUCCCGCACCUGCAGCACACAACGUUAUCCCCUGGCUGCACACAUACUCGCUGCGUCCUUGACCAGCCAGCUGUAUGAGCCCUACUCUUUCACCUUUCAUGUUCUUGGUGAAUAAUUCAAGGCUCCAGAGCCCCAUUUUCUUUCCAUUCCUUGCUGUGAUAUUUUACUUAGGAUCUCUAAGUCAUUUAAGUAUAGCAUCAUCAUAUGGAGGAGACUGAGGUCCAGCCAGAUUAAAGAUUGUGCUCCAGACCACUUGGAUUGAGUGGGCCAGCAUUCAAGCCAAGACGCUGAGCUGCUUAGGUUACAUCCUUACCGGUUGGGCUACAGUCUCAGGUAGGCUCUGUAUCACAGACUCUGGGAUUCCUGCUGCUUGAAGUUACUGUGCAGAAACUUGCCACAGACAUUUUGUUCUUCAUACUUGUGACCAGUCAUGAGUUUCUGGGUUUACCACCUUUCACUGUACAAAGAAACUUCCCUAAUGAGGUCUGAGAGCUGCUCUCAUAAAUAAACUUGUUGGGUUAUUUGUU
Molecule: messenger RNA, 3671 nt
Organism: Apodemus sylvaticus (European woodmouse)
Lineage: Eukaryota; Metazoa; Chordata; Mammalia; Rodentia; Muridae
Gene: Znhit6
Product: zinc finger HIT-type containing 6
Exons: 10
Coding region: 161-1534 (457 amino acids)
Biological process (GO): box C/D snoRNP assembly; maturation of LSU-rRNA from tricistronic rRNA transcript (SSU-rRNA, 5.8S rRNA, LSU-rRNA); snoRNA localization
Cellular component (GO): nucleus; pre-snoRNP complex
Source: RefSeq, a predicted model, not a curated record